AUGGCAUUCAAGUUGGCAGUUCUUGUCUGUGCCCUUGCCACCGUCCAGGCUGGAGUGAUCGCUCCUGUGGCUUACACAGCCCACCCAGCCCCAGUGGCCUAUGCUGCCGCUCCAGCGCAACUUCUCCACGCCGCCCCAGUAUCUAAAGUCGUUGAAGAAUACGACGCGCACCCACAAUACAGCUUUGCCUACGAUGUUCAAGACGGUUUGACCGGUGACUCCAAGAGCCAACACGAGACUCGUGAUGGUGAUGUUGUCCAAGGAUCUUACUCCGUUGUUGACCCCGAUGGCACCAAGCGCACCGUUGAAUACACAGCUGACCCUCACAACGGAUUCAACGCUGUUGUUCACAAGGAACCCCUUGGUGUGAAAGCUGUUGCUCCAGUCGCUAAGGUUGACCCACUAGCGUACGCAGCUGCCCCAGUGGUCCACGGUGCCCCAGUAGUCCAUGGCACGCAAUAUGUACACGCUGCUCCAGUCGUUCACGCCGCCCCACUUGCCUACUCAGCUCCUAUCUACCACCACUAA
This is a messenger RNA of Pieris macdunnoughi, 528 nucleotides long. NCBI's taxonomy places the organism in Eukaryota, Metazoa, Arthropoda, Insecta, Lepidoptera, Pieridae. The record is from the annotation of a GenBank genome assembly.